Messenger RNA from Vigna radiata var. radiata (mung bean), 2938 nucleotides. Its product is annotated as autophagy-related protein 13b. Lineage: Eukaryota; Viridiplantae; Streptophyta; Magnoliopsida; Fabales; Fabaceae. Gene Ontology annotation, biological process: mitophagy; protein localization to phagophore assembly site; autophagosome assembly. The transcript has 4 exons. Bases 295 to 1965 code for a protein of 556 amino acids. The record is from RefSeq and is a predicted model, not a curated record. Gene Ontology annotation, cellular component: cytosol; Atg1/ULK1 kinase complex; phagophore assembly site.
AUCGAACAACGGCCACCCAAAGGGGACCCACUUUUCCACUCUUCAACCAGUCCUACUUUCUUUGCUUCUCUCAACACUCUUCAUUAUAUUGCUUUCCCUUCGUUUCCUUGUUUUUGUGUAAACUCCUACAACACAAACACAAGCCAAGAUAAUCAAAGAUAAGACCUUGCAUCAACCCUUUUCACAUGCACGCCACAGUGAAACACACUCCAAUUCGUGGUCUAAGCUGACGGUGAAAAUUGGAGAUUUUGUUUGUUGCUGAGGGUUGUGCUGUGUUGUUGACGCCUAAAGAUAAUGGCUUCCUCUCAUGGUAAUGCACACUCUGAUGCUGCAAAGAUGGAACAGAUAAUCACUGAGUUUUUUGCCAAGAGUCUUCAUAUAAUACUCGAAUCAAGGGCACCCUAUGUGUCCUCUCGCAAUUUCUACGGUGAUCAAGCUGCUUUGUCUCCAUGUUCAUCGUCUUCAUCUUCGUCCAGUGUGCGGCCGAGGGAUAAGUGGUUCAAUUUGGCGCUUCGGGAGUGCCCGGCGGCGUUGGAAAACAUUGACAUCUGGCGCCAGAACAACAUUGAGUGCAUAGUGAUUGAUGUGAUUUUAGUGCAGAGACCUCUGGAUUGGGACCCUGUGACUGCGAGUCUCUCUCCAAGAAGGGUUCUCCCCAGGAGUUCUUCGCUGAAGGAAAGAUGCCCUUUUGGCUGGAACACUGAUCAGGAAGAAUUGGGGGUUGUGGGAAGGAGUGAAAAGAUUGUGGAGAGGUGGGUUGUGCAGUAUGAAAGUAGGAAGACAAGGGAUUCUAGUUCUUGCAGUAGGAGGUCAAGCAGUGUUUCUUUGCAUAACUCGUAUAAGAAAUCAACUUUGCUUUUGAGGUCUUUGUAUUCCACUCUUAGACUUUUACCUGCCUAUAAAGUAUUCAGAGAGCUUAAUUCAUCUGGACAAAUAAGGGAUUUUACCCUAGCUCACCGUGUGUCUUCUUUUGUUGAGCCCUUCACCCGGAAAGAAGAGGCUGAAAUGAUGAAAUUCGGGUUCACCCCUGUGGAUACUUCUUCUGGUAGGCUGUGUCUUAGUGUGAUGUAUUGCCCCGUGGUCUCAGGUGUGAGCUCAGAACCUUCGACUCCAAUGUCCCCACAAGUUAUAACAGACUAUGUUGAGAGUCCAUUGGCUGAUCCGUGGAGAAGGUUUCCUUCUCUUCCUGUUGCAGGCUUGCCAUCUCAUGGCUCUCCAUCAUCGUUGCCAUCCUCAAGGCAGCGCAGUUUGAGUUUCGAUCAUUAUAGAGCCUCACCUCCAUCUUAUUUACCUUCCCCUACUUAUUCAGAAUCACUCUCUUCAGUGUAUAAUGCAAGUUUGCGGCGUUUUCCCCCGGCAAGUUUGCCUCCUCAUCCAACUGAGAUGUCUUUGAUUCAAAAGAAGAAUACAAAUUUUGAUGAUUAUUAUCAUUCUCGAUCACCUUCAACCGAUAAUUCAGGACCAUUACCAUGCAAACCACUUUUACGAUCUGGAAGUGCUCCUGUCAGUAUACCUGCUGAAGUUGCUAAUUUUCCUGGUUAUUCCAAUAGGCAUAAUGUGCCUCCGUCUCCUCCCCUAAGAUGUUCAAGGGGCACUGCUAAGAUUGGUAGAUGUACAAAUGCUAUGCAAACUGGUGCAACAGCUGAGAAGCUGUUUUCUCUUGGAAAAGAUGAGUCUCGAAAAUAUUCUGGAGUCAAGAUAUCGUCUAACAGCUCGCCCUCCAGUAGGUCUUAUCAGGAUGAUUUUGAUGAUACUGAUUUUACUUGUCCGUUUGAUGUGGAUGAUGAUGAUAUUACGGAUCCAGGAAGCAGAGGCAGAGAGACGACCUUUAAGAUGGAAGCAUCCUGCACUGGAUUGGAGGCCGUGGUUUGGAGGAUCAUCCUCAUGUCAUCUUUGGAAAUAGGAUCAACAAUAUUGAUAUUGGAACCAAUCUUGAUACACCAUUUACUGCAGAGUGGAAGUUAGACUUCAUGAGAAAGGACCGUGGUUUAUCUAGGGUAAAAUCUUAACUGGUCUCCUUUAGUGUUGGGAGUUCUCCCAUUUGUUGGAAAGGUCCAUGCAUUUCUAAUGUUAGUGAUAAAAAUUGAUGUUCUUUCAAAGGUAGUUAUGAAUUCCUUAUGUUAAGCACCCAAGUACAUGGGAAAUCACCCCAUAUUAAAAGAUUGGUGUUAAGAGGCAGAACAGUCCUUGAUAAACACUUUAAUAUUUGGGGAACUCAGUACAAAAGUUAGUUGUUCAUAGGAGAGAAUCUAAUACUUAAAUCUCCACCGAUUAUCCAAUAUUACUUGAUGUGAGACUUAAACAUUCUAUAGUAUCCAAAUUCUUAUCAUGAAACUUGAUUUCGAAAUUAUACAUCCGUUAUUGUUCAGAGUAGUUGCUUAGGGCUACCUAUUGUUUAGCCUGUAUUUAAGAGAUUUAAUCAUUUGGAAUGCUCCCUGUUGAUAGAAAGGAUUUUCUUGGCCUUGAACAGAUAUAAAAUAGUUGAAGUGUGGUUUGAGAGACGACUGAAGACAAAAGAUAUUAGGUGAUAUUUUUGUAUCAGAUUAGGAAUUACUUAAGGUAUUGUAGGGAUUAAUUGGCUGAUUUGGCCUCUAGUGUUGCAUGCAUGAGAACACUGUUGUAUUUUUUGUGGAUCAUAAUUCUGACUUGAUGUAAUUUAGUCACUCCUGUAAAUCUUACAGUUGAAUAUUUUAUUUAAUUGAGCUUUGAUUUUAAUUUUGAAUGACCAUUAACUUGUUAUCCAUCAAGAUAGAGGUCUACUUUUAAACUUAUGACUCUUUUCACAACUUCACCUAGAUUCUUGUGCUAAUUACUAAUUGUUGUUUUAUUUCUAUGUAUUGUGUCAAACUUGAAAGAAAGCAUACAAUCUGGUUAUUUCUUCCUUGUCUUUAAGAUAUAGAUAACAUAAAAUUUGCUAUACUGUGUUUUUAAUUUAGCA